GUUCUGGGUGGGCUUCCAAUCUGAUUUAUUCUGGUCGCAUCCCUUCUCUGGCCUGAAUUAGCUGCGGCAGUUUCGACGCAUCCUGCUCCCAAGUUUCUCUCCAGUGAGUUGUUGCCAGUCAAUUUGAGGUCCCAGAAUUAUUCUUUCCGUACUUAUGCGAGGAGUGCAAGAACAAAGGCUUGCACCUGAAGGGCUGACGCUUGAUUCUGCGGCCGUCCUGCAUGCCCACUUGCUGCGUUCCUUCUCGCUGCUUCCGCCGAUGGUAUAGUGUCUUGUUCUGGACCUUCCCUGAGGUUAGCUGUGCCUCCCACGCGAUACCGGUUGUCGUCCCUCACCCCCCAUCCCAGAAGGCUAUCAAUGUCUUCCAAUCCUCCCGACAUCAUGAAUUCCCUUUUCUUCUCUUCAUGUUGAUGCGCUUCUCCUUGGGAGCGUGGUCGUGUGCCGCACGCGGUUCAAGAGAGCGUGGGCAUAAUUAACGGACAUGGCGGUUCUUGAGCUAAGCCCGCCAGGCUUCGAAGAUAAGGCGGCCAUAAUGUUUGUUCUUCGAUUCGACCUGGUACUACACUACCUCCAGGUCGAAUCCCCUUUCAUCUCUUCGUUGUAUUCACUGGCUGGUCUAUUGAGAUGAAGAAGAGAUGUCGGCGGCUAGGGAGAUGGC
Molecule: messenger RNA, 658 nt
Organism: Colletotrichum phormii
Lineage: Eukaryota; Fungi; Ascomycota; Sordariomycetes; Glomerellales; Glomerellaceae
Exons: 2
Source: RefSeq, a predicted model, not a curated record